AUGCGUCAUGGCGGUAAGAUCUCGCAACUGAUGAUUGUAGGUCCGCUGUGCCAUAGAUAUGUGACGGGACUAGUGGUUGCCAGCGAGACAACGUUCUUCACGAUGCCGAUGUUAGCGGUGAUCAUGGCGAUGCUCCUGCUGCUGUUACCAGUCCAAGGAGCCGAACGACGCCGUCCUUUGUAUCGGCGAGGUUCAACUACAACCACGGCUAGCCCUCUAACAGACGACAGCGAGGGUUCUGAGAGCAAGUUCAAACCUAACGGCAAGGAUCUGUACACUGUGAGCGAUUCCUACCCGGUGUCAGAUGGAAUCGGUGCGAGUGGUCCAGCUGGAAGCUUCAAAUCGGACGGCGAUAAACUCACGUCGUUCUCGGAGUACUCCUUCGGCAGCACGAAGCUUUCUGAUGGCGGUGGUGGUCUAGAUGGUUCUGACGAGGAGACAAGCUUCGGUAGUAGCUUCAAGAACCACAAGAAAGCCUCACUAUUGCCGACGACCAACGCCGGCAGUAAAGACCGCAAGCCUGCAGGUGGGGCCUUCGACUUCCUGAACGGUGACUACGCGAAACCCAAGGUGACCUCCAGUGGUACUCACCUGCUGGACACCUCCUCGCUCGCUGGCAAAUCGAAAGGUGUUCCCUCGUCAAUCUCAAGCAAGUUCUCGAUCUCACACCCUACCCCAAGCAGUAGUAAGGUAGCUGGGAAGCUGGCACAUCUGGACGAUUCCACCGAGUACGACGUGUACGCAGGGCUUGGUCAGACCACUGGCAAAGGCAAGCUGGGCGUGAAUGGGGGCAAGCUACGGGGUAACGCCGCCAGCCCGUUUCCCUCGACCGUCGGUAGCUCGGGAGGGUUCGAGGGUAAGGUGAAGAAGGUGCCGUUCAAGUACGAAGAUGGCGGACUUGCGUCCCUGUCCGGUAAAGGUAGCAAGCAGAAGUCCAAACUCCCGCUUGAUGAGGACACGUUCGGCAGUGGAUCACUCGCAUCCGCAAGCAACCCGUUCCCGGGGUUAGGUGGUUUCGAUAGUGGCAGCUUCGGUGCCGGUCUUAAGCAGCAGCAACAGCAGCAGAUUGGCACAUCCGGUGCCUCGAAGAGCAAGUUCAACUUCGCAGAACCGCCACCACUCGUCAAGUCGACACUCAACACGUUGAAGCAUUUCGGCGAGGGACUGAUAGGUAAUGGUAACGGGGCCGGUCGAGCACCGUACGAGGUUGAAAGUGACGAGAACAGCUACAAGUUCGGCACGUACUUCGGCAAAGGACCCUUCGGUGCUGCGGAGGAGAGUUAUGAGAGCUCCAGCGAGCCGCUAGCGAAAGGUCCUAAAUACCCGAAGCUAGGCGGUGUUGGAACCUCGACUGUCGGUGGCAAGUUUGCCACCGAUUUCGACGUGAAGAACAUCAAGCUGACCGGCGAUGGUGGCGCGUAUGGCACACUCGGGCACAAGCUGCCUGGUACACUGUCCAAGAACACACCGCCUCAUCACAAACACACGCAACCUGUUUCGGCACCACAACAUCACGUUCCCCACCAUCAUCACCAGUACCAUCAUCAUCAACAGCAGCAGCUGCAGCCACAGCAACACCUGCAGCAGCAGCCGCAACAGCAGCAACAGCCACCACACUCAGCCUCGCACGCACACGCGCACACGCUCACCACCACCGGUAGCAUUGACAAUCCUAACCCACUCGACUUUCGGCCGAAGUUUAAAUUACAAGAUGUCCCCAAUUUGUAUCCCGCCGACCAUCUAGGUGCCGGUAUCGCGGCCAAGGGCCAGAUCGAGAACUUCCUCAACUCGGAGCACGCGCUGAAGGACGAGUCGCUGGUGGCGCAGCUGCUCGGUGACGGCAGCCCGGCCUCCCGCCCGCACUACCACCAGUUCCUGAAGUCGCAGGAGGACGAGAAGCUGGAGAAGGAGGCGCUGCGGCAGCAGAUCGAGUAUCUGAAGGCGCAGGCGGCCAAACGCCCGGUUGACGUUGGCAACCCGAACCGACCACCGAUCGUCUCGAAUGCGCAGAAGUUCCGCCCGGUUCGUCGGAUUCCUUCGCACGUGCGAUUGGGCGUGAAGGCGCCUUACCCGCUGCCAAGGAUCCCGCACUACAAUGACCGCCCGUACAGCAUCAGCUUCAAGAUCUAG
Anopheles nili is the source of this 2130-nucleotide messenger RNA. RefSeq lists its product as uncharacterized. The coding region runs from base 1 to 2130 and encodes 709 amino acids. Lineage: Eukaryota; Metazoa; Arthropoda; Insecta; Diptera; Culicidae. The record is from RefSeq and is a predicted model, not a curated record. The transcript is spliced from 3 exons.